GAGUACGGAGUAGUGGCCAUUGGUUGGGAUGAGUACGGAGUAGUGGCCAUUGGUUGGGAUGAGUACAGAGUAGUGGCCAUUGGUUGGGAUGAGUACGGAGUAGUGGCCAUUGGUUGGGAUGAGUACAGAGUAGUGGCCAUUGGUUGGGAGGAGUACGGAGUAGUGGCCAUUGGUUGGGAUGAGUACGGAGUAGUGGCCAUUGGUUGGGAUGAGUACGGAUGGCCAUUGGUUGGGAUGAGUAUGGAGUAGUGACCAUUGGUUGGGAUGAGUACGGAGUAGUGGCCAUUGGUUGGGAUGAGUACGGAGUAGUGGCCAUUGGUUUGGAU
Messenger RNA from Staurois parvus, 326 nucleotides. The record is from the annotation of a GenBank genome assembly. NCBI's taxonomy places the organism in Eukaryota, Metazoa, Chordata, Amphibia, Anura, Ranidae.